Molecule: messenger RNA, 420 nt
Organism: Mercenaria mercenaria
Lineage: Eukaryota; Metazoa; Mollusca; Bivalvia; Venerida; Veneridae
Product: THAP domain-containing protein 10-like
Exons: 2
Coding region: 1-420 (139 amino acids)
Molecular function (GO): sequence-specific DNA binding
Source: RefSeq, a predicted model, not a curated record
AUGCCAGGUGCACAGUGUUGUGUAGGUGGGUGCACGAAUAAGCGUGGUAAUAACAUUAGUUUGCACCAAUUUCCAAAAGACUCUUCAAUUCGAGAACAAUGGAUAAAGGCUCUACAAGCUACGGGAACUGGCUUCUCGCGGGCUGGAUGGAGUGGACCGAAAUCAAAAUCGGAAAACGCACAGCUUGUUUGUAGCGAACACUUUGGAAUUGAGUGUUUCACACUUACCACGCGGUUGCAUUGGAAGGAAGGUUUGAGUUACAAGGCUAAACUCGAGGUCACUGCCAUUCCAACUUUAUUUGGACAAAACAUAGACAAUUACAAACAGAAAGAGCCUGUGUUGAGAAGUGCAUUCAGAAAGAGGGAAUGUGCCAGACUGGCAUAUUUUUCAAACUUUUCAAGGCUGUCUUACAUGUUCUAG